AUGUCAUCCCUGUAUUCAAAGAAGAGUCUUCUUGGGCUGUCCAUGGUGGCGGCCCUAGCUACUCCCGCGAUCGCCAUUGCUUUUGAUUACGGCACCACCAAAAUUCGCGGUGUCAACAUUGGCGGCUGGCUUGUGACGGAGCCUUGGAUUACACCCUCGAUCUACGACAAUGCGGGCUUCGACGCAGUUGACGAGUGGACAUUAUGCACAAUCCUCGGAGCUGAUCAGUGCCGCUCAGUUCUCGGACAGCACUGGGCUACUUGGGUGACGCAAGAUGAUUUCAAUCAGAUUGCUGCUGCCGGCAUGAACCACGUGCGCAUUCCGAUCGGUUACUGGGCUGUGAACCGCGUGGCCAGCGAGCCCUAUGUGGAUGGCCAGCUGCAGUAUCUUGAUGCUGCUAUUGGAUGGGCUCGUGCAGCUGGUCUCAAAGUGAUGGUUGAUUUGCAUGGUGGUAAGCAUACAAGAAAUAUUUUGGAGCCCGAGGCCCUUUCCCUCCACCUUUCCUUCUAUCCUGGUCUCCGUUCACUGACUGUUCAUCGAUCAUUCCCAGCUCCUGGAUCGCAAAAUGGGUUCGAUAACAGCGGCAGACGUGGCGCAAUCAACUGGCAGCAGGGCAAUAACGUCCCAGACACCAAGAACGCUCUGCAGACUCUCGCAGCCCGCUAUGCCGGCGACACAGAUGUCGUCACGGCCAUUGAAGCAUUGAACGAGCCCAGCAUCCCCGGUGGUGUCAAGGAAGACGGUCUCCAGCAGUACUACUUUGACGCAUGGGGUGUGUCCCGCCAAGCCAGCUCCGAGACCGUCGUAGUGCUUCACGAUGGCUUCCUGCCCACCGAGUCCUGGAACGGAUUCAUGAGCGCCUCCAGCAAUUUCUACUAUGUCAUGAUGGACACUCACCACUACGAAGUCUUCGACAGCGGCCUGCUAACCCUCGACACCCCUGCCCACAUCGGAAACACCUGCAAGUUUGUCAACGACCAUGUCCUCACCAGCGACAAGUGGACUGUCGUCGGCGAGUGGACGGGCGCCAUGACCGACUGUGCCAAAUACCUGAACGGCAGGGGCAUUGGCGCUCGCUACGACGGAUCUUAUCCUGGUAGCACUGCGGUCGGUAGCUGCGACGGCAAGUCCUACGGCAACAUCGACACCCUGACCCCCGAUGAGCGCACCAACAUCCGCAAAUUCAUCGAGGGUCAACUGGAUGCCUACGAGAAGGGCAGCGGUUGGUUGUACUGGACCUGGAAGACCGAGGGAGCUCCCGAGUGGGACAUGCAGAAGCAGAUUGCCGGUGGCAUUUUCCCCAGCCCCGUCACCAGCCGCCAGUUCCCUGGUCAAUGCUGA
Messenger RNA from Penicillium diatomitis, 1341 nucleotides. It is a transcript of the gene exg1, whose product is annotated as glucan 1,3-beta-glucosidase. Lineage: Eukaryota; Fungi; Ascomycota; Eurotiomycetes; Eurotiales; Aspergillaceae. The coding region runs from base 1 to 1341 and encodes 446 amino acids. The transcript is spliced from 2 exons. Gene Ontology annotation, biological process: glucan catabolic process. Gene Ontology annotation, cellular component: cell surface; extracellular region. The record is from RefSeq and is a predicted model, not a curated record. Gene Ontology annotation, molecular function: glucan exo-1,3-beta-glucosidase activity.